Messenger RNA from Myxocyprinus asiaticus (Chinese sucker), 3645 nucleotides. Its product is annotated as synaptotagmin-11-like. The record is from RefSeq and is a predicted model, not a curated record. Gene Ontology annotation, cellular component: synapse; membrane; axon. The transcript has 4 exons. Gene Ontology annotation, biological process: cellular response to calcium ion; regulation of calcium ion-dependent exocytosis; calcium-ion regulated exocytosis. Gene Ontology annotation, molecular function: clathrin binding; SNARE binding; phosphatidylserine binding. NCBI's taxonomy places the organism in Eukaryota, Metazoa, Chordata, Actinopteri, Cypriniformes, Catostomidae. The coding region runs from base 274 to 1641 and encodes 455 amino acids.
AACAGCUCACACCGCGCUGCAUCCGCCCUGAGCAUCAUCAUCAUCAUCAUCAUCAUCGCAUCUGGAGCGGAGGAGGAGGCGGGAGCGCGCGCGCGUCACCGAGCGCAUCCUUGAGGAGUGCGCAGGCACAGAAGACAACAUCCUACAGCUCGGCCACACAUUCAGCUGGAGGAACGGGCUGUAGAAAUACAUGGACAUUAAAUAGAAAUUUCAUUUUCUUUACUUUUUAUUAUUUUUUUUUUCGGAUCGCAGCCAAGUCACUGGAAUUUCAGAAUGGCUGAGAUGACUAAUGUAAAACCAACCUAUGAGGUGUCCCCAGUCCUUGCAGGUUUUCUUGGCGCAGGGGUCUUGGUCGUGUCUGUGACGGUGGCCGUUUUCCUGUGGACGUGCUGCCAGCGACGCUACCGUCAAAUGACAGGUGCCUACAAGCUGACCAGCGGCCCCUACGACCCACCUGUUGACCCCCCCUACAAGUUCAUACACAUGCUUAAAGGCAUCAGCAUUUACCCCGAGACCCUCAACAACAGAAAGAAGAUUGUACGUGUGGGCAGUCGCUCAGGAUCAGGGUCCUUUAUGAGAGAAUGGGGUCAUGGGUCCAGAAAUGGUGAUGUUCUCCUUGUAGAUCCAGAUACCGAUAGUGGACUGCUGAAAGGUACUCCGCACCUACAGAUGAACCACCUGGUACCUCCUGUAGGACCUCCCAGACUGGAGAGAGCGCUGCCCAUCCGGGCAGACUACUGCUGUCUGGAGAGCAGUUCGGCAAGCAGCAGUGAAGCACCCAGUAAAACAGUGACGCCCUAUAGUCUCAAUUCGCCUUCUCUGGGCACACUCAGUCUGGCCAUUGACUACAACUUCCCCAAGAAAGCACUUGUUGUCACUAUUGUAGGAGUGCAGGGGCUCCCUGCAGUGGAUGAACAGGCGGGCAGCUCUGACCCGUAUGUGAAGAUGACCAUCCUGCCUGAGAAGAAGCACCGGGUGAAGACACGUGUAUUGAGGAAGACCCUGGAGCCCGUUUUCGAUGAGACGUUCACUUUCUAUGGCAUUCCAUACAGCUCGCUGCCCGAGCUCACACUGCACUUCCUGGUGCUCAGCUUUGAUCGGUUUGCACGGGAUGAUGUCAUCGGGGAGGCGGUCGUGCCAUUGGUGGGCGUGGACCCCAGCACGGGCAGAGCGCACAUCACCCAGCAGAUCAGCAAGAGGAGCACACAGUGUGAAAGUCGUGGGGAGUUGCUGGUCUCUCUGUCCUACCAGCCCGUUACUCACAGGCUUAAUGCGGUGGUGCUUAAGGCCAAACACCUGCCAACCAUGGACAUCACUGGCUUGUCAGGCAACCCAUAUGUUAAAGUGAACGUCUUCUACGGCCGCAAGCGCAUUGCCAAGAAGAAGACCCAUGUGAAGAAAUGCACACUUAACCCUGUAUUCAAUGAAUCAUUUAUCUACGAUGUUCCCGCUGAGCUAAUGCCGGACAUCUCCGUGGAGUUUCUGGUCAUCGAUUUUGACCACACCACGAAGAAUGAGGUGGUGGGUCGUCUGGUUCUGGGUGGUCAAAGCCCCAUUCCAUCAGGCGUGACUCACUGGAGGGAAGUUUGUGACAACCCACGGAGGCAGAUUGCCAAGUGGCAUAACCUUUCAGAGUACUAGCAUCUGGUUAACACAUGGGGAAAGCAAAGUGUAUCAUACCACUUUCUUCCUGUCACCCCCUCUAAAGAAAGAAGCCCAUUUAACAAUUCCCUUUCCCUAUGAGACAGGUGUGUGUGGGUGAGCAUGCGUGUCAACAUUUCAAAGGACCACGGGCCCUACUAAAAAUAUGAAAAAUGAAUAUUUGGAAGGUACUCUGAUGAACCAAUAGCAAGAAAUGACAAUGAUUAAUCAUAGCAAAAAUAGCAAAAAAUAACCACAUAAAUGUGGUUUUUGGCUCUGAUUAGAUUCUAUGGGAAUUGUACCUGUAUGAAAGUCAUACCAUAGUAUCCACAGAGCCUUUUCACCAGUAUACCGGCAUAUGAGAAUAUACAUACAAUAGGCUACUUAGCCGCCUGCUGGAGAUAAUGAGGCACUUUUAUAUAUUAGAAAAUAGGAGGGUUGUAUGGUAAUGUUUAGAAAGAAACUGAUGAAUGGGAAUAGUCUGAUGUAAAGCAGACACCAUCAAGGGUUUUCCAUGAGCAUGUUAGCUAACAUGCUUAUAUUUGCCCCAGAAGACAAGGUUAAAAUAAAAUAAAAUAUGGCUAUUUUCAAUAUCAGGCUAAAAAGUUUUACAUUUUGUUUUUGUAGUGAUAGCUUAAUGAAUCUGAAAAAAAAAAAAAAAAAAAAAAUCUGAGAUGUUAAAACUCAAGAGGAAUUCAAACUUUAAAUGUAGGCUAAUGCUGCCUUCAAGUCUUCCCGGGAAGUUCGUACUUACAGUACAUGGUCAAAAGUAAAGAUGAUGUGAUGUACAUUCAAGUGAUUUAAGUCAGAAAGAAUGUACUUGUUUUGCAAUUUUUAAUAUUUCUUUCUCUCAUUUUCACUUACUGACAAAGACAAGAAACUUUUUUAGCACCAAUGCAACAAAACAAAAAGCAGAGCCGCACAUUGAGUGUAUAAAUUAUGCUUUAUCUAUCUACAGUAUUUUAUCAUUCUCGUGUCAUCACAUAUAAUGAUGGAAAAUGUAGUUUUGUUUCACACGCCUGUCACAUCGUAAACCAGCUAAAUGAGCCUUAUUUUCAGGCAAAUUUUGUUGCUAUUCUUCAUUAAAAGAUUAGUUCACCCAAAAAUGAAAAUUCUCUCAUCAUUUUCUCACCCUUAUGCCAUCCCAGAUGUGUAUGACUUUCUUUCUUCUUCAGAACACAAAUGAAGAUUUUGAGAAGAAUAUUUCAGCUCUGUUGGUCCAUAAAAUGAAAAUGUCUUGUAAUGAAAGUGAAUGGGUGCCAAAUUUUUGAAGCUCCAAAAAGCACAUAUGGCCAUCAUAAAAGUAAUCUGUUUCGACUUCAGUGAAUUAAUGUAUGUCUUCUGAAGCAAAACGCUAGAUGUAAGAAAUAGAUCAAUAUUUAAAACUUUUUUUUUACUAAAAAUGUAUGAGGAUCGAGGUCAAGCACGUUGGCAAGUUCACGCGAGAACUGACACGUGAAAUACGGAAAAAAAAACAGAAGCGCAGUGUUGUUUACAACAGAGGAGCAUGGAGAAUCAUACAUAGAUGUCUCAUUCAGCUCGCUGGAUACAUUAACUGUGGCGGCAUCUCGGAAUGGUCAACAAGGAGAGCUGUUUGAAUUGGUUUGAAUGCAAGUGAGUGAGUGGAGGAGAUGCCUCAGAACGAGCUCCUUGCUCAGACCACUGCAUAAACUCCUUGUGUUGAAAAAGAACUGUGGUCCAUAGAAACAGCUGCUAAUAAGGGAUCUAUGUACAGUAUGAAUAUCUAUGCAGAGGAGGCUUGCACGCUUAUGUCAUGCAAGAGGCAGUUUGAACUCCACCCUCGUCAACGUACAAACCUCAAGCUGGCUGAAAGCGAACAUUUUUAGUUGAAAAAAAGUUUUAAAUAUUGAUCAAUUUCUUACACACUCCUAGCAUUUUGCUUCAGAAAACAUUAAUUAGACCACUGGAAUCGUAUGGAUUAUUUUUUAAGAUGCCUAUAUGUGCUUUUUGGAGCUUCAAAAAGUUGGCACCCAUUCACUUGCA